CACACAGACACUCACACGCGUGCCGAGAGAGAGAGAGAGAGAGAGGGAGAGAGAGAGAGAGAAGGGCCGUGUGAGAGAGUAUUAUGAAGUGCGAUGGCUUGGUGCGACCGUGCGGUUCAGCUGCUCCUGGCCACCGUGGGCUCCUUCGUGGCGUUUAGCCUCAUGACCAUCGCUGUCGGCACGGACUACUGGCUGUACUCCAGGGCGUACAUUUGCAACGCGACCAAUAUCACAUCAGACGACACUCAGUCUCAAGCCAAGAAAACUCGCGGCGAUCUCACGCACUCCGGGCUUUGGAGAAUCUGCUGUAUAGAAGGUCUCAACCAAGGAAGCUGUUACCGUAUCAAUCAUUUUCCAGAUGACAACGAUUAUGACACUGACAGCUCAGAAUACCUCCUACGUAUAGUUCGUGCCUCCAGUGUGUUCCCCAUUCUCAGUACAGUUCUACUGCUACUGGGGGGGCUGUGUGUGGGAGUAGGACGCAUCUACAACAAGAGGAAUAACAUUUUGCUCAGUGCAGGCAUUCUCUUUGUGGCAGCAGGUUUGAGCAACAUUAUUGGGAUCAUUGUUUACAUCUCCAGCAACACUGGUGAUCCCAGCGACAAGCGCGAUGAGGACAAGAAGAGCCAAUACAAUUACGGCUGGUCGUUCUACUUUGGGGCUCUCUCAUUUAUCCUCGCGGAGGCGGUUGCUGUCCUAGCUGUGAAUAUCUACAUCGAAAAGAACAAAGAGAUGCGCUUUCAAGCACGACGAGAGUUUGUCAAGUCUACCUCGUCCUCCUCGCCUUACUCACGCAUGUCCAGUUUCCGCUACAGACGGCGACAUUCACGUUCCAGCUCGCGCUCCACAGAGGCAUCCCGUGAGGCCUCUCCAGUCGGGAUAAAGAUGGUGAGCUCCGUGCCUCUGGGUGAGAUCAACAUGUAUACACUGAGCAGAGACCCGCUGAAAUCGGGAACUGACAGUUCCUAUAGCCCUGAACACGACUCUGGGUUCCUGCAGGUGCACAACUGUUUUCCCAAAGACUUGAAUGACAGCAUCAACAGGAGGACAACACCAGUAUGAGAUAACUGAAUGUUAUAGAAAUACAAUGUCUUGGCCAUAUAACCUGGGAGCACCACUGAGGCCUAAAGGCUUAGUAGAAGCACUUGUACAAUUAUUGCGAUGAUUCAACUACCUAAGGACUACUACCUUUGAUGGGGGAAUUUGAAUGGGUUUCAACGACAGCAUUUGAUCCUUAAAUUUCAGUUCUACCAGUGUUUUGGCCCAAGUGUUUCCUCCUUGCAGUGUUGGUAAGAAAGGAUUUAAGAGCUGUGAGAGAUCUGUAUAGCUAAUUUCAUUUUACAAACGAUCUUUGAAUAGUGCAUUGUGGAAUUAUAUAAAAUGUGAAAUUUCAACAAACAAAUCCACUUUCAUAGGAAGUCUGUUCUCUGUAUGAGUCAUGGAUGCAGUGGAGAUUCAAAAUUCACCAUUUUAAAUAUGACUGUCCAAAUAUAAAAUGGUGCUACAGGAAGUAGUCUCACAGAUUAAGCCUUCCCCUUCUUGUGUAUUUUGUAUAUAUUGAACCCUGUAUUGCCUUGUCCAUGUCACAUGUCUGUAAACGCAACUGUCAGAAACUAAUCUGUGUGCCUCUGCUGAUCAGGAUCAGCAAUUUUAGCUGAUCCAAUGUGUAGGUAUUGUCACUGCAGAGUAUACUGUGUUUAAUUUGUGAAACUAGAAAUAACUUAGGCUUACACAACUGAAACUACAGAGUGAUUAGGAUACAAAGGAGAAAAUACAAGGCAAGCACAAGGUAUUUCAGUACUGUGAAGCUUUAUAUUAUAUUUUUUAUAACAACAUUGAUAAUAUGCCGUUAGCUGUCAGUUGAAAACCACCUACGUGUCCUCUAUAGUGAAUGAAUUGAAGACGAAUGCUAUUCCACUGCCAUCAUUCUUGGCAACAAGGACCUUGGGGUCUCAAAUAUGGGUUAAAUCAAAGUGUAUUCUGCUGGUGUUAUGAAUCAGAUGUGGAUGUAAUCUGAAUGAUGUCUGUGCCUCUCCUCCAUGCCAGUUUAGCCCUGUGUAAAUCGGAAUUGUGUACCACUGGGACUGAGACAUUGUGAAAGUCUAAAGAUAAACGUUGGGCUGAGAAAUGUCAGACAUCCACAGCUGAAAGAAGCCGUCAGCAUUGAGAGGCAUUUCAAUGGUGCAGUCCGUUUGCAGAUAACAAUCUAGGACAAAGAAGAAUAAAAGACUGUCAGUUGCAUCAACGAGGCCAAACCAGCGCUUCUUCCAUGUCUUAGUUUUGUGAGUCUUAUGAUUGGAAUUCCUUUCAAAUCUGCGUGCCAGCCAGAAAUGUACUUUAUUGUUUUUCUCAAUAUAACAGCAUAUCUGUGGUACAACCUCUUACUUUGUCAUUUAUGUUUACAAGGACACUUAUGGUGGUGAGAGAAUACUGUAUAGUUCUCAGUCAAGUGGAUAUUGCUGAAUGACUCAUCAUGGUACAAAUCAUCUCAGUUACUUGUGUAUAUAUGACUGCCUUCAUUUACUAAGACAUUUUUUAUAUGAGCUUACAACCAUGCCUGUGCCUAGCAUGGUGUAUGGUUGGUUGUCUUGAAUAUUGGCAUUUCCUAUGAUCCUUUUGACUGUGCGUGCUAUAGCUAUUAUAAUCAAAGUGGUUCCAAAGGCUUUUCUGGCAUUUUGGUAACAUACUCAGAAUUACAUGCCUAUUUAUGCUCUGUCUUUCUCAAAGAUGACAUUUUAUCUUUUCAAUUUUUCUUUUCUGGUGUUCUCAGUAUAAUAUUC
This is a messenger RNA of Neoarius graeffei (lesser salmon catfish), 2780 nucleotides long. RefSeq names its product calcium channel, voltage-dependent, gamma subunit 4b (gene cacng4b). Bases 94 to 1062 code for a protein of 322 amino acids. Gene Ontology annotation, biological process: transmission of nerve impulse; postsynaptic neurotransmitter receptor diffusion trapping; neurotransmitter receptor internalization. Gene Ontology annotation, cellular component: postsynaptic density membrane; voltage-gated calcium channel complex; AMPA glutamate receptor complex. The record is from RefSeq and is a predicted model, not a curated record. Lineage: Eukaryota; Metazoa; Chordata; Actinopteri; Siluriformes; Ariidae. Gene Ontology annotation, molecular function: voltage-gated calcium channel activity; channel regulator activity. The transcript has 4 exons.